AGCGAGGAUCGAAUCAUCACGAGCUUUAGAAAGACCUACUCUGUUCCACUAUGGGCCCUGGAGUCUCUCGGUGCGCCGAAAGUCGGAGCAGCACACCUCCAAAAGCCAUCUCCACUUGCCAAUAAUGCAUGCCUCUAACAAUAUCAUCCUCAGAGCACUCGAGCUGCUACUACAACACGCCUUACAAGAUGACCGCCGUCUGUGUCCAGCCGCCUAACCCUGUCGGGCCACUAGGGCAGCCUGACAUUGCGUAUGCGCCCGAUUAUACCAAGUAUCUCGCUCGGGGCGAGAGACGUAUGAAGGACGAAUCCCUACAGAAGACGCUUCCUGCGGGUUUCCCACAAAAACUUAACUCUGAGCUCGUCUGGGAAGGAAAAGACAUUGGAAAGCAAUUUGAUUGGGACUACCACCUGACCAAGGAAGAUCUGCUGGAGAUCGACAAUGCUCUCAAGCAUUUCAAAGCGUCGGGUUUGCAUUUGGGCCUUAUCGAUCAACAGACAUUCCCCCUGGCUAAGCUUCACAAAACCAUGCGCGCUAUUUCGCGCGAGGUGCACCAUGGUCACGGGUUCAAGGUCGUCCGAGGAAUCCCGGUGGACGACUACUCGCGAGAGGAUAACGUGAUCAUUUAUGCAGGACUUUCGUCCCACGUGGCAAGCAUUCGUGGUCGCCAGGACUCAACGUGGCUCGGUAAACCCGCAGACGUUGUCAUGGCUCAUGUAAAGGACUUGUCUAACAUGGGCUCAAGUAACGUUGGCUCUCCCGCUUACACAGCGGAAAAGCAAGUCUUCCACACAGAUACCGGCGACGUCAUUGCCCUCUUUGCACUAUGCGAAGCUGAAUCAGGGGGCGAGAGCUUCCUGUCGAGUAGCUGGCACGUUUACAAUGAACUUGCCGCUUCGCGGCCGGAUCUCAUUCGCACACUCUCCGAGCCAUGGGAAUUUGACGAAUUUGGCAGAAACGGCAAGACUUCCACGUCGCGUCCGCUGCUCUAUUACCAGGCCGCUAAGGCCGAAAGUCCCGAGCGGAUGAUUAUCCAGUAUGCUCGUCGGUACUUCACAGGUUACUGGGGUCUUCCUCGAACAAACAGCAUUGGACCGAUCACGGAAGCUCAAGCGGAAGCAUUGGACGCGCUCCACUUCCUUGCUGAGAAGCAUGCCGUGUCCGUGGAUUUCCACAAGGGUGAUAUCCAAUUCGCGAACAACUUGAGCAUUUUCCACGCCCGAGGUUCCUUCAAGAACUUGGGAGAAAAGCAACGACAUCUAAUCCGUCUAUGGCUACGAGAUGAAGAGAAUGCUUGGGAGACACCAGCCCAGCUCCAACCUCUCUGGGACCGCGUCUACAAGGAUUUGAAGGCCGAGAACAGCGUCUUCCCACUAGACGCAACAAUGCGUGAGACAGACAACGUAGGGUCAUCUACUACGUGAUAAGUACUAGCUAUAGCAAGACAUGUUUAUCUCUUAGAUAUGUAACGUGUUUUACAAGCGAGUCGCGCACCUCAACAAGUUAUGCAUGUCUACAGGCUUAUAUCUUGUUGCGGUAUCGCCCGACAGACUACCCUAGUCUCGUGUGUGACAGGUCACUGGCUUGAGCUCAGGUAUAUAUUCGUCAUCUCCCAGCUAGAUAGCAAUUCAGUGCAGUCUUCCAUCGACCCGAUGGUCCUACGUUAUUGUUUACCGUAGCUAUCAGUAUACCGCAGCGGCCCACGCCGCAACAUAUCUUAACAACA
This is a messenger RNA of Macroventuria anomochaeta, 1726 nucleotides long. Its product is annotated as Clavaminate synthase-like protein. The record is from RefSeq and is a predicted model, not a curated record. Gene Ontology annotation, molecular function: oxidoreductase activity. NCBI's taxonomy places the organism in Eukaryota, Fungi, Ascomycota, Dothideomycetes, Pleosporales, Didymellaceae. The transcript is spliced from 4 exons. The coding region runs from base 129 to 1424 and encodes 431 amino acids.